Diaporthe batatas is the source of this 2587-nucleotide messenger RNA. RefSeq lists its product as uncharacterized. The record is from RefSeq and is a predicted model, not a curated record. Lineage: Eukaryota; Fungi; Ascomycota; Sordariomycetes; Diaporthales; Diaporthaceae. Bases 39 to 2396 code for a protein of 785 amino acids. The transcript has 3 exons.
GCGGCCCUCUCGCCUGCUCUCCGUCUCACUAAAGCAACAUGUGCCUCGACGAGGACGCUGGGUUAACGCAUUCUUGCAUCCAGGCCUGUACAGCCUGCUAUGUCUUCCAAUAUGACGCCCUUGAGCUUCUCGCAGACGGCAGGAGUGUGAACUUAGGAACGCUAUCAGAGCUCCUGAUAAUCGCGAAUCAGGGCUGCAACUUUUGCAAGUUCCUGCUCAAAGUAGCUAUUGAUUCCGGCAGGCCUUUCAAGAACGACGCCAGAGUUGAAGCCAUUCCCGUGGAGUCGUUCAAUAGAAGCCCCGAUCUUUCCAGCAGGCAACUAGAUAAGAUCAGCAUUAGAGUUGCCGAUCCAUUCACAUUUGGCCGGUCGGGCGGUACUGGGUUUAUUCAGCAAGAAGAGUUCCACCAGUUCUCGGUGGACCUGGGUAUUUUUACUCAAACACCCGAGCUAAAACAUCUCAUCCCGAAGUUUCCCGCGAACCCCAGGGUGGCCACGGAAGAUGUAUUUGGAGAGAUCGGUACUUGGAUAUCCGAAUGUAUUAAUAACCACGACGGCUGUCCGAAAUUUGUGGAGUCAACCCUCCCAACGCGAGUGUUAGAUGUCGGGACUGCUACAGACCUACAACCCGACCAUGUGAAGCUCCAUGUCACCGCGAAAGGGGAAUGUGGUCGCUACGCAGCACUCAGUUACUGCUGGGGCCCCGGCACGCAGGUUAAGACGCUGCAGGGCAACCUAGAGGAACACAAGAGGUCGAUCCGGGUCACACAGCUCCCUCAGACCGUACAGGAUGCGAUUCGGGUCACGCGCGAAGUAGGAAUCCGCUAUCUCUGGGUCGAUGCACUCUGCAUCAUCCAGGACUCACCAGACGACGACUGGCCGCGCGAGGCCGCUCAAAUGCCUGAGAUAUACAAGAAUGCCAUGGUCACCAUCUCGGCUGCGGCAGCCACAGACACCACCCAGGGAUUCUUGGGAGACCGAGAACCCGUCUUGCAGUCUAUCCUCCAAUCUUCCCGUCUGCCGGUCUACAAGUACGUGUCGGACGACGACCAGGACGAGACGUUGGCGAAUUUUGAGCUACUCGGUGAAAUAUUCCUCGCCCGGGAUGAAAAUCUUGGGUACGACAUCAAAAAGUUUGAUGACGAGGCAAUCAACACUCGAGCAUGGUGCCUGCAGGAAUCCUGGCUGUCGCCUCGACUGCUGGUCUUUGGCUCAGGCCUUCCACGGUGGAUAUGUCUGGAGCACGAGAGAAUGUAUGGUGUGGACCACCCUAAGGAUAGAUACGACUGGGACACGCAGGACAAAGUCAGAAGACAGAUUUUCAACGACCCAGUAAAUUCCACAUUGGUCGGCCAUUCCCAACGAGCGAGAAGCGAGUACCUCCAGCAGUGGGGAAGCCUUUUCCACAACUACACUCGAAGAAAUCUCACCUUCAAGACGGACAAAAUGGCAGCCAUAUCGGGAAUUGCCAAAGAGAUGCAAAAGCUGCUCCAGGACCGGUAUGUCGCUGGUCUUUGGGAGAGUUCCCUACCUCAUUCAUUGCUUUGGAAUCAUGUGAAUGACGGGGACCCACCAACCGCCGUUGCCACAACAAGCAAAGAGAAGAGGAGGAAAAGAGACAAAAUUCGCGGUCUCCUUACGUCACUCCUUUCCUCCACAGAAGCCUCUUCUUCUACUUCCUCCGCACCAUACAUUGCCCCGAGCUGGUCACCAUUCGCCAACAACGGCACCGUAUCCAUGCAUAGCUCCUGGGGACCCGAAGGACAGACCCUAGCCUCGAUCACAGAGUUGGACCUGAAGCCAGCCAACCCCCUCGCACCCUUCCUAGCCCUGGAUAAGCUACACGACCGCAUGCAAAUCACCGCACCCAUGGCACAGAUGUCCUAUGAGGAGGUAGUCAGCAAUUUCGUGAUAGUAACAGAUGGCAGCCCCCACAUGUUCUGGGACUACAUCAUCCCCGACGGUGGGGCUGCGAACGAGCACCUCGGCCACGCGGGGGAACUACAGUGGAAAUAUCCAGAGAUCAACCCCCAAGUGGCUGUCGAUGCCCGCGUCGUUCUGGACCUGAUCGGCGGCGGCGGCGGCGCGAGACCCCUGGCGCGACAACCCUCGGAACGUCCUGUCCCGCCUGAUGCAAACCCAGACGAUUGGCCGGCGCCCGCCGGGGGUAGUAAGAAACAAGCAGACCUGUGGCUUCUUGAAAUUUCGCACACAAAUUCUCCUUCAGGACUCGUCCUGGUGCGGAUCAAAGGUUGCGAAUUCAGGAGAAUAGGGAUGUUCGUCAUGGCGCGAAAUCAAGACCCUACUUAUCAGUGGGUAAAUGGCUAUGAGGUCUCUGGACCGCGGAGGUGGGACUGGGAUACGAGACUUAGAAUGAGGUCUUGUAUAGUCUUUUGAACACUCUUCGUUACUUUAUAGGUUUACCUAUUGGAAACCUUCGUCUAAGAGGUUUGUUGGGCGGGGGAGUGUUUUGAAACAACUGCCCGCUUUCCUUAGUGACAAAGGAUAUCAGAUAGGCUCUGCAAACAAACUACAAGAAUUUAGUACUUGAAUCGAUAAGUUUAUUUAAUAAAGGUUUUAUUAAUAUA